GGUGCCGGAUGGACUCUGACCCCGGAAGAGCCGGCGGCGCGGGGCCCUCCAGGUGCCGGUGAUGCGGCAGCUCCCGGCGCGGCGCCCAGGCUCACCAUGGCAGACCCCUGCAGCCUCCCCCCCGAGGUCCUGGUCCCCGCCACCAACGAGACGCUGGAGCUGGCGCUGGGCGCCCGCGUGGCGCUGAACUGCACCGUGCGCUGGGCGGGUACCGGGCGCUGCCAGCACAGCCCCGCCUGGAGCAAGGACGGGCAGUGGCUGGGCAACGGCAGCAGCCAGGACACGGCCUGGUUUGCCCCGAAUGCCUCGGAGCAGCUCCUCAGCAGCGUCCUGCAGCUCAACCUCACACAUGACGGCGACUUCGGGGUGUUUGCCUGCUGGGUCAGCAAUGCCACGGCCACCUUCACCCUGCGGAGAGCAGAGGUGGCAGGGCACGUACCCGCGGUGCUGGCAGCCCUCCUGGUCCUGGUGCUCCUCAUGCUGGCCGCUGGGCUCUACGUGCACUGCCGCCUGAACGUGCUCCUCUGGUACCGGAACCGCUAUGGAGAGCUGGAGAUCAACGACGGGAAGCUCUACGAUGCCUACGUGUCCCACGCCACCGCCCCCGAUGACCGCAAGUUCGUCCACUUCAUCGUGAAGCCGCAGCUGGAGACCCGCUACGGAUACAAGCUCUUCCUGGACGAGCAAACCAUCCUGCCCAAUGCAGAGCCAUCGGCCGACCUCAUCAUGAACGUGAGCCGGUGCCGGCGCCUCAUCGUGGUGCUCUCCGCCGCGUACCUGGAGCAGGACUGGUGCAACAGCAGCUUCAGGGAAGGGCUCUGGAGGCUGCUGGAGCUUUCCAAGAAACCCAUCUUCAUCAUCUUCGAGAGCCAGUACCGGGAGAUCCAGCACCCCGCCAUCACCCUGCUCAAGCAGCACCGCGGUGCCGUCACCCUGCUGCUGUGGCGAGCGGGCUCCAUGACCCCCUCGUCCGACUUCUGGAAGGAGCUGUGCCUGGCCCUGCCCCGCAGGGUCUCCUUCCAGGGGCCCGUGGGGGACCCGCAGACCCAGCUGCAGGAGGACAAGGACCCCAUGCUGAUCCUGCACAGCAGCUACCUGGACAGCGGCGAAGACCUGCACCCGGAUGGGGACCUGGGCCUCCGGGAGUGCGUGCUCAGGAGCCCCCCCCCUCCCCGCCUGGCCGCGCCGGUGCCUGCCGCUGGCACGGGGCAGGCGCAGCUCCGGGAUGGGCAGAGAGCAGAGAUCGACGUCUCGGACCUGGGCUCCCGCAACUACGGCGCCCGCACGGAUUUCUACUGCCUGGUGACGGAGGAGGACAUCUGA
Neopsephotus bourkii (Bourke's parrot) is the source of this 1323-nucleotide messenger RNA. RefSeq names its product single Ig and TIR domain containing (gene SIGIRR). The record is from RefSeq and is a predicted model, not a curated record. NCBI's taxonomy places the organism in Eukaryota, Metazoa, Chordata, Aves, Psittaciformes, Psittacidae. Gene Ontology annotation, biological process: signal transduction. The transcript has 9 exons. The coding region runs from base 97 to 1323 and encodes 408 amino acids.